This is a messenger RNA of Tachysurus fulvidraco (yellow catfish), 3459 nucleotides long. Its product is annotated as probable E3 ubiquitin-protein ligase HERC4. Lineage: Eukaryota; Metazoa; Chordata; Actinopteri; Siluriformes; Bagridae. Gene Ontology annotation, molecular function: ubiquitin protein ligase activity. Gene Ontology annotation, biological process: protein ubiquitination; ubiquitin-dependent protein catabolic process. The transcript has 24 exons. The coding region runs from base 103 to 3069 and encodes 988 amino acids. The record is from RefSeq and is a predicted model, not a curated record.
AGUCUCAGUGAGGUAGAAACGGAGGCAGGGCACAAUACAAAGGCACUAUAUAAGAAAUGACAGUCGUGUUGGGAACAGAACAGACUGUAGUGCAGCUUCAUCAUGAUGUUUUACUGCGGAGAAACUGUCAAACCAGACGGAUUUGGGUUAGUGAAUGUGAACAGUGUGAAGUUCACGGACACUGGAACUGGAUACUUUUGUCCCAAAUCCAGGAUCAGGGACGUGUCUUUGGGGAAGAACCUUGUGGGAUUUAUACGUGCUGAUGGAAACGCGUCUGUCAUGAGACUGGGGGAUCACGGAAAUGUGGGAAAACUCAAACCAUUAGACCAGAAGAAAGACAAAAUCAGACUGAUCAGCUGUGGUGAAGCUGGUGCUGUACUUCUGACAUAUGGAGGCAGAUUACUUUCUUUGGAGAAAGCUCAUGUUUGCAGGCCUAUCAAGGAGCUCAGCAAUGAAACUGUAAUUCGGGUUGCGUGUGGAAAUCAUCACUUCAUGGCUCUGACAAAUGAUGGUAAGCUGUUCACGUGGGGUCAGAACUCGAACGGUCAGCUAGGUUUGGGGGGGGAUCUGUCCAGCUCUCCAUCUCCUCGGUUUCUUAAGUCUCUGUGUGGGAUUCCACUGGCUCAGAUCAGCGCUGGAGGAGACCACAGCUUCGCCCUGUCUCUCUCCGGAGCCGUGUUCGGUUGGGGAAAGAACAAUGCUGGGCAGCUUGGUCUGGGGCAUACAAAUGACGUGUACAGUCCAACCUGUGUGAAUAGCCUGAGCCAAAAGAAAACAAUUUCCAUCUCAUGUGGAGAGGAACACACUGCUACUUUGUCAAAGGGAGGAACAGUCUUCACAUUCGGAUCAGGCCGUUUUGGACAGCUUGGUCAUAAUUCAUUACGAGAUGAACUUCGGCCUCGUGUGUUGUCCGGGCUCUCGGGUUCAAAUGUGUCUCAGAUCGCAUGUGGGAGGCAUCACACUCUGGCGCUGGUCAAAUUGUCAAACACAAUCUAUUCAUUUGGAUGUGGAGAACAAGGACAACUAGGAAAUGGGCAAAGAACCAAUCAGAGUGUGCCACUUCCUGUCCAGCUGCCACCAGCGGCAAGUAACAGCCAUACGCUUGAGAGAAUCAUCGCUGGUGGGAAUCGAUCCUUUAUCAUGAGCUCUCCUCAGAACUCUGAACCUGAGCCUAAUCGAAUUAGGGAGAUCGUGACAUUAGGGGACAGAAUGAUUCACAGAUGGGUAACCGAGUGUGAAUCAAAUCAGUGGACGACGAUCAAAAAGGAAAUAAAAACAGUUUUCUCAUCCCUGGCUUGUAUAAAUGGGAGCUUCAUUAUGAACGGUUGUGAUAGACAUUAUCAGACAUCCACACACUUCUCUGGCUUGAAUAUGGAGUCGGUGAAAAGUGCUUUUGACCGUUUGGCUGAGAAGGAGAGAGUGUUGUUGGAGGUAAAGAAGGUGGUAGAGAAAGAUCUUCUUCCCACUCUGGGUUUCACGGAUGCUGGUGUGGAGGCUUUGAGGGUUUUUCUCAUCCUGCCUGAACUCCUGCGAGUGCUGGCCGAACUGGGACAUGAGACAAAGCUCACAGCAUCUUAUGCUUCUGCAGUUUUAAAUCUGAAUCCGGGUAUGCUGGGAUUUUUAGAGAACUUCUGGUCUGAACUUCCCGAACCCUUCCUUAAAACAAUAGUGAAACUUUUUCAAACUUCAUCUGGGAAAAUGAUAUCUGAGAUGAUGUAUGGAAAACAAAACAACAUGUAUUCACCCUUAUGUUCAUCAUUACAAGUCCUCCAGAUGCUCUACAAGGCUUCCUGCAGGAACCAAAGAAGUCUCACACCUGGAGAUUUCAUCAUCUAUGAGAUCAAUGAGCUGUUUGACAUGUUAUAUGCUGUUCAGACAGACAUCACUAAUGCUUUUUGGACUGCAGACAUUAAUGUGCUUCUGGAACAAAAACAACACUAUAUGCAAACCUUAAAACUUCUGAUCUCGAGCCCUUGCGUCUUUACUUUGGAGACUAAAUACAGACUUCUAAAGUUCAGAGAACCUCUGGUACCAUUUAGGAUGGAGUUAAGCCGCACCACACUCCUGGAGGACUGUUUCGAUUGCCUGAGGAACGCAAGUGAGCAAGAGCUGAAGGGCUGGCUGCAGGUGGUGUACUGUGAGAACUACGAAAAGAGCGACGUCAAUAAGAGGGACUUCUUUCACAAUGCAUUCAAAACGCUGCUGGACCCAGAAUCGAAAAUGUUCAUGUACAACGACACAAAAACGCACAUCUGGUUUCCUGUUGAGCUCAGUUUACCAGAGGACACAUACUUUUUUCUUGGACUACUGUGUGGUCUGGCCUUUUACAACAACAGCGUUGUGCCUAUUCCCAUUCCUUUAGCCUUGUUUAAAAAACUUCUUGACAUCGAACCUACCCUGGACGAUUUUGCUGAGAUAAGUCCUGUCGAAGCACGGAGUUUGCAGUACAUCCGAGACUACAGUGAUGAUGAUGCUGAGAACAUGGGCAUGAUCUACACUAUUACGUGGAAUGGCAAGCAAGUCGAGCUAGAUCCAGACGAGCCUGAAAAAGCUGUGACAAGCUCGAACAAAAACGUGUUUGUGGACACGUACGUUGAUUACGUCCUGAACAAAUCGGUGGAACGGGUGUUUAAUGAGUUUAAGAAAGGCUUCUACAAAGUGUGUGAGAGAAGCAUGGUGAACUUAUUUCAGCCAGAGGAGCUCAGAGGCGUGAUGCUGGGCUCGGAGGAAUACGAAUGGGACGCACUCAAAAAGAAUGCAACUUAUGCACACGGAUUUGACGAAGACCACCCUACAAUUGUCCUGUUCUGGGAAGUGUUUGACGAACUGUCGGACCAGGACAAGAAAGCUUUCCUCUUGUUCGUGACUGGGUUCGAUCGAGUUCCAAUUCUGGGUAUGGCGGAGGUGAAGAUGACAAUGCGACCUCUAUUUUACGCCACACAGGAUUAUCUGCCCCAGGCCCUUACAUGUCAUACCAUCCUGGAUCUCCCUAUAUACCAAAGCAAAGAAAUACUCCAAAUGAAGCUCACUGAAGCUAUACACCACAAGAGAGGAUUCUGGGAGGAUUAAAAAUGAUGGUCUAUGCAAAUUGUUGUUUUAUAUAAUUUGUUAUUAUGCUGCUAUAUGAAAAUGUGGACUCUGUGAUGUGAGCUGUGUGUCUUGAGACUGCAUAUCAGCCUAAUGACUUGACGUUUGUGGGAUUUUUAUACAAUCCUUCUGAUAACUCUAAGAAACUUUAUUGUCUAUACAGACCUGAGAUCAGGAUAGAAACAGGGACCCUGGAUGUGGACUCUUACUGAUGAGCACACCGGUUGUUCAAAGCCGGGUCAUAUCGUGUGCACUUUUGAGGAUAUUAUGUAAUUUCACAUGACAACAAAAUCAGCAUUAAGUCUUAAUUUCUCGAGUCUUAAUUUCUUAAGUCUUUAUUUCUUUCAGAAAACUAUCUCUGUUCCAUUUCAA